Theobroma cacao (cacao) is the source of this 2848-nucleotide messenger RNA. RefSeq names its product P-loop containing nucleoside triphosphate hydrolases superfamily protein. The record is from RefSeq and is a predicted model, not a curated record. NCBI's taxonomy places the organism in Eukaryota, Viridiplantae, Streptophyta, Magnoliopsida, Malvales, Malvaceae.
UGCCAGGUUGCUUCCUCCAAACAAAAGUCGCGUAUCUCCGUAAUUCCUUGCCCCAACCCGAGGCGAUAUCUGUCAUUCCGAAUCCCCUCUCCCCGCAUUCUUCCCCGAGGCCGGUUUUUGCAUAAGAGAGAGAGAGAGAGAGAGAGGAAGGAAAGGAAAAGAAAGGACUCGUGGAAGCUCUGCUCGCGUGAUGCGUGGAAUAGUGGUGACACGACCAAGACAUGGCUAGCGAUCCUUUCCGUCUGCUUUCCUUCUCUUCUUCUUCUUCUUCUUCUAAAUGGCGUUUCUCUCGUUUCAUGGUGUAUAGGAAAUCCAAACCCUAACAAUCUCUGCUUUUUUUUUUCCCGUUCGGUCACCUUUUUCUUCUUCUUUAUUUUGUUGAUUUCGUUGUAAAUAUUCAGAGAGAGCGAUGGCAGAGUUAGCGAAGGUGUUGUAUAUAGUUGUGGUGGACGAAGGUGAGAAGAGAGAGAAGGAGACGUCGUCGUUUCGAUACACGCGACCCGUUCUUCAGAGCACUCUUCAACUCAUGGGCUGCAAAGCUCGUCAUGCCUUCAAGAUUAGCCAAAGGGUUUUUGCAUUGACAAGAAGUGAGUCUUCUUACAACUCUCUACUUCAAGAAGGAAGUGAGACAUUGAAUUCUGAUGGUUUGAGAGGAAACUCUGAGAAGGAAGAUGUUUGUCCUGCCAAUGGUGAUAGAAAUAAGAGUAUACCAUUUGAGUUGUACAAAAGACGCACAUCUGUUGUUGUUAAAAGAGAAACUUUCUUAGAUGUUGUCUGUGAUGCUCUGGCUGAAUAUAAGUAUGUGGGUCCAAACCAGAGGGCUGACUUGAUUUUGGCUUGCAGAAUCCGAGAGAGGAAGGAAUCUGUAACUGUGCUGUUGUGUGGCACUAGCGGUUGUGGCAAAUCAACUCUGUCUGCUUUGCUGGGUAGCAGGUUGGGAGUUACAACUGUGAUUUCAACUGACUCGAUUCGCCACAUGAUGAGGAGUUUUGUAAAUGAGAAGCAAAAUCCUUUACUCUGGGCUUCGACCUACCAUGCUGGGGAGUGUUUGGAUCCUGUGGCAGUUGCAGAAGCGAAGGCUAAGAAGAAAGCAAAAAAAUUGGCAGGCACCACUCAAUCACUUCCUAAAGGUGAGCAAGCGGAUGGUUCUUCGGCUGGCAAGUCCAAUGCUCAACCAAUGGAGAAUGGUUCUACUAGUACUGAAUUGAUCAGUCUCAAACAGAUGGCUGUUGAAGGAUUCAAGGCACAAAGUGAGAUGGUCAUUGACAGUCUAGACAGACUGAUUACUGCAUGGGAAGAAAGGAAAGAGUCUGUAGUUGUCGAGGGUGUUCACUUAAGCCUUAAUUUUGUUAUGGGGCUUAUGAAGAAACAUCCUUCGAUUAUUCCUUUCAUGAUAUACAUUACAAAUGAAGACAAACACUUGGAACGAUUUGCAGUUCGUGCAAAGUACAUGACAUUGGACCCUGCAAAAAAUAAAUAUGUGAAAUAUAUAAGGAAUAUCAGGACGAUACAGGAUUAUCUAUGCAAAAGAGCUGACAAGCAUUUGGUCCCCAAAAUAAACAACACAAAUGUUGACAAAAGUGUGGCGGCCAUACAUGCAACAGUUUUCAGUUGCCUCCGGAGGCGUGAAGCUGGGGAGCCACUUUAUGAUUCUAUAACAAAUACAGUUGCUGUGGUUGAUGAGGAAUACCGGAAUCAGUGUGCUGCCAAUUCGCUGAGCUCCAAGGGAAUGUUUCAGCUGAUCCAGAGGAAUGGUUCUUCGAGGCAACUGAUGGCUCUUCUUAACACUGAUGGAUCUGUGGCAAAAGCUUGGCCAGUUGAAUCAGUUGAUGGUAAUGGAAGGUCCAUAUCUGGCCAUGGGGCAGAGGGUGGAAUAGGCAUUCCCUUGUAUGGACCUUUAAUAAUUGGCAAGGCUGAACCUGUUAAUCUUCAAUUUGGUCACUUUGGAAUUAGUGCCUGGCCUAGUGAUGGUGGCACAAGUCGUGCUGGAAGUGUAGAUGAGUCAAGAUGUGAUGGGACUGAUAAUGGCAGUAGAUACCAAUCUUCUUGCUGCAGCUCGCCAAGGAUGUCUGAUGGUCCUGCAAAGGAGCUAAAGGAGGAAAAUUCAGUGUAUGGCAGUGAUGAAGAAGUUGACGAUCCACCUGAAGCAGACAGUGAUGAGGAUUUUAGUGAUGAUGGUGACAAACAAGUCCAUGAAGAGGUGGGCUCUGUUGAUGAAGGCUCAACAAAGUCAGAUGAAGAGUAUGAUGAUCUGGCAAUGCAGGAUGUGCAGGAGAAUGGCUACUGGUCAGAUGAUGAUGAAGACCGUUGUGACAAGGUGGUGACGAUGUCUGGGGAUCAAGCAACCCACACAAGAGCGGAUAAAUAUAACAAGAAUUUGGACCUCUUCCUCAGAAGUAGAAGUGAGCAGUUGUCCGAACCAUUAUGCUCUUAUUCGUCUCUGCUUAUGGAGAGAAACAAGAGGGGAUUGGCACCUUUCGGCAAUGUUAAAAUGAGAAAACGCUCCCUCAGUAUUCCAGCCAUAGGGAAGCAUGGCUCUAUAAUCAGUGAUCCCAUACUUUCAGGAGCCCCACAGCGGUAGCCAAAACAGUUUUGUUCUUAUUAGCGUUUUGAUGUUUUGUUUUAUGUCCCAUUUGUGGCUCCCGUAUAAUUAGGUAAUUUACCCCCCCCCCCCCCCCGAGUUGCUAACCCCUCUGCCCAUUUUCUGCUCUCAUGUACAGUGAUGCUUGGUUAUGGUUGCAUGACUGGCAAUGAUGCUUUAAUGUUAAAUUUUUUUGUUUUUGAUAAAUGCCAUGGAUGAACUCAAUUCGUACAUACGCAAUUGAAUUGAGAAUCAAAGUUUAACUGA